This is a messenger RNA of Lodderomyces parapsilosis, 528 nucleotides long. It is a transcript of the gene MIM1, whose product is annotated as Mim1p. The coding region runs from base 1 to 528 and encodes 175 amino acids. NCBI's taxonomy places the organism in Eukaryota, Fungi, Ascomycota, Pichiomycetes, Serinales, Debaryomycetaceae. Gene Ontology annotation, biological process: mitochondrial outer membrane translocase complex assembly; protein insertion into mitochondrial outer membrane. The transcript has a single exon. The record is from RefSeq and is a predicted model, not a curated record. Gene Ontology annotation, cellular component: mitochondrial outer membrane.
AUGUCGGGCUCAUUCGCACAACGCAGCUAUAGAGAAAGUAGUUCUCAGAACACCCAGCAAUCACCAAGCACGGCAACUAUACCGCGAAGUUUGGAACAUGCAGAGAGCGAGUCACACACCAUAUUCAGCCCUCGGAAUCCCAACCCCUUAGAACAAGAAGUCUUGGGGGAGAUCAUUGCAGACGCAUUAAAUGAAGGAUCUGACGGUGGUGUGACUGUAAAUGCUGACAUUUCUGAUACGGUGGAUAGAGACAUUCAGGAAGGUCAAGAAAUUAUUGGGGAUGAAGAGGAUGAGGAACAACCAUACCCAGAACAAAGGAGGUUGUCAUUUUGGCCAUACUUUAUUGGCAUUGUCAGAAAGAGUGCUAUAAAUUUAGUAUUACCAUUCAUCAAUGGUAUGAUGUUGGGAUUUGGUGAGAUUUUAGCGCACGAAAUUGGAUUUCAUUACCAUUGGCAUGGAGCUAAAGUUGAACCUCCUAGACGUUUAGCUCAAAGAAAAUUGCAAGAAGCUGGAUCAAAGUAUCUAUGA